Molecule: messenger RNA, 3370 nt
Organism: Mizuhopecten yessoensis (Yesso scallop)
Lineage: Eukaryota; Metazoa; Mollusca; Bivalvia; Pectinida; Pectinidae
Exons: 6
Coding region: 152-550 (132 amino acids)
Source: RefSeq, a predicted model, not a curated record
ACUGUGUGUUCGUGUCGUCCAGUCCACCACAGCUUUGCGGUUUAUUUUCUAUGCAUAUUUCCCAAAGGUUUCACCAUCGAGAUUUGUAACUUUGCCGUAUAUUGAUCACAUUACAAGUGAAUAAAAGAAUCCAAGAUCAUUGAUAGAAAGAAUGUCGUACGGAGGAAGAAGACCGUACGGUAGCUACCCUAGAAGGGAGUUGCCGCCCCUGUCCCCAACUUUUCGCCGUAACUAUGCUGAGCCUAACGUUCCUCCACGAGAGCCGAGCCGACCCGUCAUCCUGCCCAGCAUUGCUGACAAAUACGCCGACGGAGCUACCUAUCGUAGACACAGAAUGAAAUCUCCCGCGCCACCUGUGGACGAGAGUAUCUAUGAUUUUUCUGACCUGUCCACCAAGCUGCCUCCUAUUCGCCCUCCAGCACGUGGCAAAGAAUGCUAUGCUCCUGAUAAUGCUAGGAGACCAGACCAGAGAAGGCGUCCCGUACCACGUACACGAACAUAUGGUGGGGCACUUGGCUUCAGAUCUAGCACAGACACAAGGCGCUACUAGCUCAUUUAAGAAAUUUCAAAUUAUCUAUGAAGAAAACUGCCAUUACGUUUCCCAGAGCUACUAUCUUUCCUAUCCGUGUACCUUAUACAAUAUUUAAUGUCAUCUAAAGUUCAUAGAAUGGUUCAAAUUCCUGGUCAUGCUUGGUAAGAAGGGACACACAUUCAUUUCAAGCUAAGUUAUCUGUUUACUUUUACAACAACCCAACAAAGAUAUUUCGCUACUUAUCAUUUUCCGCCGUAUAUCCCACUAUAUAUUGCUGAUAUGUUGUAUAACACAAGAUGGUGCCACUGACGCCAUCUUUUCAUUCUAAAUUACAUGUUUCUCUACUUUGCAAUUUAAUACCGAAACAUGUUAAUUUGAAAUUCAUACCGUACUAAAUUUUCUAAAGCUACAUUUAAAUGCAGUAUGCAUUGAAAACCUUUAAUUGGAAGAAAAAGAUCUUAAUAAUUUAAUGAUGUAAGUCUGUGCAUUUUAAACCACCGAAAUGUAUGUAGGUAAUGUUACAACAGGUUGUAAAAAGAUAUUGAAAUUGCUUUUUUUUUUUUUCAGGUAUUAUAAUUAGUGUUUUAUAUCAUAGCAAAACAAAUAAAGUAUUUUGGUAAAUGAUAUUUUUGCAAAAGCAAGAGAAAUUUGAAAAGAUGGGGGAAAUGUUUAUUCGUAUAUAUAGAUGAUAUUGUCACUUAUUGUAUUAAAUGUAAACUAUUAAUUAAACAUGCCUGGCCAUAAAAAGGUAAAUAUUGAAGGAUGUUUGAUCAUACAAGACAUCUUGGGUAUAAUUUCAUGGAAUAUAAUUUGGUAUAAUGAUAUUGGGGAAUAGCAUUAUUGUAGCAUAUGGUUGGGUUAUAACGUUGUUGGGGCAUCACGUUUUUCAGAUAUAACGUUCAUGGGGUAAAAAAAACAUCUCUUUUUUGGUUUAGCGGUGAUUAAGUAGAACAUUCCCGGAGUAGAAUGUUGUCGGGGUAUAGCAUCGUUAGGGUAUAACGCUGUUGGGUAUACAACGUUAUUAUGGAAGAACGAUAUUAAGGCAGAAGGCAAUGCGUUGUUGGGGUAUAUUGUAGUUGCAAUGGAACAUUCCUAGGAAUACAACGUGUUUGUGGUAGAAUGUUGUUAGAAUAUCAAGUUGUAAUGAAAAAACGUUGUGUGGUAUAACAAUGCAUGAGUUAUCAGUUAUAUUGCCAAGAUAAACGUUGCAGGUUAUCAACUUGUUGUGGUUCAACGUUGUAGGCCGAUCACAUUGCUCGUUCCUAGGAUGUAAAAUUGUUGUAGAACAGAGAUAGAAAAAACAAAAACAAAGCGAGCCAAAAAAGAACAUAGGGGAAAAAGAACAAAACGAAAAAUAAGAAAAAAAAAGCAAAAGAGAAAGAAAAAAACCCUAAAAAAAUUAGAAAAGAGGCAAUGGCUUUAGGAAAAUCGAAUAAAGUCAGAAAUAGGGAAUGUUGCGUCCAAUGCGGGUGUACAAUCUUAGCAACCAUUAACGUCAUAUAAAAUGUAAUAAUAAUAAAUAGAAAUUAUAACAUGGAAGUAUAAAGAAAUUAAGUAAUAGGAGGUGGUAUAAUGUUGUUUGAAUAUACUCUUUUCAGGAGAGAACGAUGUGUGUUACAACGUUGAUUAGGCAGAACGUUGGUGAGGUAUCGAGAUAGUCAUAAUGUUGUGUGGAAGAACUUUGUUGGGCCUUUAGUGAAUAGAACGUUCAUAGAAUAGAACGUUGUUGUAGCAUAACGUUAUAAUGGUAUAACGUUGUUUAGAUAUAACGUUCUGAGGAUAAAACGUUGUCGUGGCCUAACGUUGUUGGGGUAUAUCGUUGUUUGGAUGGAACAUUCUUAGGAUAGCACGUUAAUUUGGCCGAACGUUGGUGGGUAUAUCGUUGUUUGGAUGAAACAUUCUUAGGAUAAAACGUAGUCAUGGCAGCACGUUGGCAGGGAAUAUCGUUGUUUGGAUGGAACAUUCUUAGGAUAGAACGUUGUUGUGGCCGAACGUUAUUAGAUAUAGCGUUGUUUUGAGUUAACGUUCUGACGAUAGAAAAAUAUGGUGGUAUCACGUUGUGUUGGUAUAACAUUGCUGUUUUGAUAAACCGUUAGAGACAUCAAUAUCAUAUACAUCUCAGCAUAUUAUCCCCGCAACAUGAUACACCAUUACAGGAACAUCCAAAGAACUGUGUACCUUGGUUACCCUUCCAUGAAAGAAAAAGAAAAUAAGAAAGUAAAUACCAAGAAAACAUAAGCGAGAAAAAGAUGGAAAAAAGAAAAAGAGAAAAGAAAGAAAAAUGAAAACAGAAAAAAAAUAGAAAAAAGCAGAAGAAAAAAAAAGAGUAAAAAAAAAAAGAAAAAUUGAAAGAAAAAUAGAAAAAAAAUAGAAAAAGAAAAAGGACAUUGUUGGAAUAUCUAGAUAAUGCUUAUAACAUUAUGUGAAAAAUCAUGUUGGGCCAUCAUCGUAUUUGGAAUAGAACGUUCAUAGGAUAGAACGUUGUUGUGGCAGAACGUUGUAGGGGUAUGUCGUUGUUUGGAUAUAACAUUCUGAGAAGAGAAAGUUGUUGUGGAAGAACGAUGUGUUAGUAUAACAUUGCCUGGAUGUAACGUUCUUAGGAUCUUACAUUGCUAUGGCAGAGCCUUUUUGAGGCAUACCUUUGUCUGGAAGAAACGUUGUUGGGAUAAAUAGUUAUAGACAACAAUAUCAUAUAUGUGUCAGCAUUUUAUCCCAACAACAUGAUACCUCACGACAGGUUUAUCCAAGGAACAGUGUAUCUACCCGUCCAUUAAAGAAAAAGAAAAUAAGAAAGGAAAAGAGAAAAAAAGGAAAAGAGAAAAAAAGGAAAAGAAAAAA